This is a messenger RNA of Helianthus annuus (common sunflower), 849 nucleotides long. RefSeq names its product serine/arginine-rich splicing factor 4-like. Lineage: Eukaryota; Viridiplantae; Streptophyta; Magnoliopsida; Asterales; Asteraceae. The coding region runs from base 1 to 849 and encodes 282 amino acids. Gene Ontology annotation, molecular function: zinc ion binding; nucleic acid binding. The record is from RefSeq and is a predicted model, not a curated record. The transcript has 3 exons.
AUGGGUCAUAACCCAUCGGGCCCUGAAGACCAUUUCCCUGAAGCUCAGGACAUGGAAAUGGAUGAUUACCCGGAUCUCGCCGAACCACCAUCUGGGACACCUGCUCAUCCCAUCGAGAUUUCGGAUGGGUCGUCUUUUCAUGGAUCACCUUAUCGUGGUCCAGACAGCUACAAGCAAUCAAGCUACAUGGCUGAGUCAGAAGAAGUCAACAGUCACCCUCUGGAAAAUCAUGAGGCCACUAGGAUCAACAUAACCAGGGAAGAGCUUCGAACAUUAAUUGAUACCGCUGUAUCUAAAGCCGUGGACAGGCAAUUUAGGGAAUCGAGUGGUAUGCAUAGUAAGACCUCAUCUGUACCCCAUUCCAAAUCUCACCCUAAGACUCAUUCUGAGGCUCAUAGUAAGCCACCUUCUAAACAACAUGAGUCAAAGAAGGAUGAUGUUCAACACUCUUCGAAUCAGCACAGCAAAGAUCGCUUAGAAAAUUCUGAUGCUGGAAAGAGAAAACAUGAGGAUGAUAACUCACACCAUUUAGACAAGAAGCACAAAGGGAACUCUGAACACAAAAAGAGUUCAGGGUUCAAGAAAGAUGACCAACAACUGGGCGAGAAGCCCAAAUGCAAAGUCUGUAAGAAGCGCCAUUUGGGGAGGUGCAGAUACGAAUCGAAAUCCCAAUCACAACCGAGAGCUUGUGGGAUUUGUAAGUCAAACGAGCACAAGACGUUAGACUGUAAGAAGAUAAAGGACGCGACGUGCUAUAACUGUAAUGAGAAGGGGCACAUCAACUCCAACUGCCCAAAAUAUGCCAAGAAACCAGAGGAAGGCAAGAAGACUGUGCUUGAUUACAACUGA